Symphalangus syndactylus (siamang) is the source of this 8883-nucleotide messenger RNA. RefSeq lists its product as uncharacterized. The record is from RefSeq and is a predicted model, not a curated record. NCBI's taxonomy places the organism in Eukaryota, Metazoa, Chordata, Mammalia, Primates, Hylobatidae.
UCAGAUUUUUCCUCUGGCUGCAGCUGGGAAGCUGAUCCCGGGCAGGAAGCGGUGGCGGGACGGUCCCACCGGGAUGGGGGGCGGGGAGAGGGGGGCCCGGCUUUGGCAUUUUCUGCGGCUCCCUCUCUCCUUUCCUUCCCGGUCUCUGCCCGACCCGAUUCCUGCCCCGGGGUCCGGGUCCUGUUGCUCCGGGCCGGAUCCCGGCUUCGCUGCUCCCCGCGGUCCCCCUCUCCCCUCUUCCCUCUUCCGGGGGACCGGGGCCGCGUCCCGGCGGAACCGGGAGAGGCGGGGGCACGGGGAGGACGCCGUCCCCUCCCGGGGUGCCGUGGGCUCAGGUCACGCGUCCGGGCCCCGUGGAGCAACAGCGGGAGAAAUCCGGCUCCAUCCCCCCCACCGCGGGGAGGGGCUCGGCCGCGGCGUCGCCCUUCAGGAGGAAGGUUUUAGGAGGGGAAGCGCGGGCCGGCCGCGCGCGUGGGGACUGCGGGAAGCCGGGCGAGGGCGGCGCGCCAGCCCCACUCGCGGUGCGGGUCGGGCCGGGUGUCCGCUCGCGCCCGCGCCCCCAGCUGCCGCCUGCGCCGUCUGGGAGCUGCGGAGAGGGACGCGUGUUUCGUGCCCGGAUCCUUACAAUUCCCACACCCAGGCCAUCUCAACACAGAUGGCUUUUUUUUUUUCUCCUCCUGCGCUGGGGGCCGAGGGUUGGGAGCAUUUUUAGGUGAGCAGGGGAAGGACGAGGAGAGCCUAAAGGAGCGCGACAGGGUUGAAGUCGGCGUCUGGGGACCCCAUCCCCAGGCACAGACGCUGCCCCCAGCAGCCUGAGCACCAUCUUGGAGUAGCUGGUGUGCUCGUUUUACGGAUGAGAAACUGAGGCUUAAAAAUUGAAUAAAUGGCUCAAGGGCACCCACCUUGUGUAUGGCUAAAACCCUUGUUUUUUCUUUCUCAUUUGUAUACAUCGAUAAAUGCCGCCUUCAGAAUUGGAGAAAGGUUGAGAUAGAAAACAUAUAUUAUCAGAGCUUCAUGGUCAAAAGAUUCAUUUUAUAGUGACAAUUACUGUCUCACAGGUUGGAUUAUUUAUUUCUUUUGGUUGUAAAUGUUUACAAUUCUACUGAAUUUUCAGCUAGUGUGCUUAUAAGUUAUUUUCUUUUUUUGUGUGGCAAUUCAUAUGACAGAAGAACAGAAUGAGGAAAUUAGGAAGGUUUGAACUGUAACAUUUGCCAGGAGUUGGAUUUAAUUUAUUAUUAAUAAAAUUUCCAGUUAAAUAAGAUAAUUCUAAUAUUUAUAGGUUACUGUGUAUUCUUUCAGCAUGCUCCUUGGUACAAAACUAUUCAAUUGAAUUUACUAACUAUAUAUGAUUAUCUUGGAGCCUUUUUUCGUACCCUAUCAGCUGUUUCUAUGGCAAUUUUUUGUUCAUUGUUAUCACAGCUUACUCUAUUAUGGCUUUUUUAAAAAAAAAUCUCUGUAUAUUUUCUCAUUCUUACUUGUUUGCUUACUUUUCUAUCCAUUAGUCUAAAUUGGCAUUUAGGUAAAUUUGCUUUUAAGUUGAAUACUUAAGCCAAUGAUUCAGUCAUUUUGUCUUUUCUGGGGUGGGUAGUGCCUACUAGAUAUUUAAUUGUGCUGCAUUUUAAUAUUUCUUACCAUUCACUAUAAGCUUUUUUUUUUUAGACACGAUCUCCCUCUGUUGCCCAGACUGGAGUACAGUGGCGCCAUCUUGGCUCAUUGCAUCCUUAAUCUCUUGGGCUCAGGAGAUCCCCCCACCUCAGCCUCCUGAGUAGCUGGGACUACCGGUGCAUGCCACUGCCAUGCCUUGCUAAUUUUUGUACUUUUUUUUUUUUUUUUUUUUCCGUAGAGAUGGGAUUUUGCCAUGUUGCCCAGGCUGGUCCUCGAGCUCCUGAGCUCAAGCAGUCUGCCUGCCUUGGCCUCCCAAAGUGCUGGGAUUACAGGCAUGAGACACACCAUGCCCUGCCUCUCAAUACACUAUUUAAUACAUCAGACCCUUUGGCACCUCUAGGCAGAGGACCUCAAUUAAUUUAUGAGCAGCUGUUGCUGUGUACAUGUAAUUAUGUUUGACUACAAAUGCAUCUUUACAAAAUGGGCAUAGUGGAAUCAUAAUAUAAAUGGUUCAGAUUAACUUAAUUCAGAUUAAGAAAAUUGUUUCAUACUGAGGUAAGCGCUUGAAAAAUUGUCUAUUUAAAAAUGCAGUACAUUUUAAAGAGUUACUAUUCGAGGAUCUAAAAUAUACAGAGAAGGCUGCAUAUUUUACUUUGAUCUUACUACCAUCCAAAAGAAAGCUUACAUAAAAAUGAUUUGUCACUUUCUGCUUUCUGAAGAAGAUAUAUGAGUCUUUUAGCUAGGUCCUGGCUAUUUAGUCAGUUGAGAAAUACUUUCAUUAAAAACCUAUUGGUAGAAAUUUGCCAGUUUAUGGAGCACUUGCUCAAGUAGUUGCUUUUCUGAGAGGCAGUAGUGAGACCAGGAUGUUCCAUCCCCAAGGAGGGCCCUGCAGCCCAUCUCAGCCCGGCCAUGUCGUGCUAUGAGAGGUUCCUCUGUCCCUUGGUCAAGGAAGAGAUCAGGCCCUGCAGUCACACUGCCUUUGCCUCUUGCUGACUUUAUUCUUGAGCGAGUCACUUGGCAGAGCCUCUGGUUUCUCUUAGGGUUGCUGUAAGCCUAGAGCACGGGGUCCUGGUAGGCAGCAGAUAACAGUAGGGCCCUGAACCAUUUGUUAAAGUCAUUGAGGAACUGCAAACAGUGGCCCUGAAUAGUGUUAGUGUGUGUGAAACUGUGAUUGAAACUGUACAUGUGUGGAAAGCCACAAUCCAAUUGUGCAGGCUGGGGUGCUGCAUUAAAAAAAAAAAAAAAAAAAAAAAGAAAAGAAAAAUCCUCCCCUGAGGAUUUCAUUGUUGGAUAAAGGGCUCAGAACAAUCAGAUCUUGCUUUGGGCUUUUAGGUAUUGUGGCACCAACAGCUGUAUUCUGUUAAAGAUCAACUUUCGGCUGUUCGAUAGCAGUUAAAUGUCACUGGAAUGUUUAGGCAAUUGCUUUGUAAUUUGACAGGCAUCUCUAAGUUUUUCCAAAGUAAAUGUAUUAAAUCUAAGUCAGCCUUUGACAUGUAAAUCACAUUCAGGAUUCCAUGGGGGUUGAGGUGGGAGAAUGAACUUUUAAUUUCUGGAAUUAAUUUGGCAGUUUAAAAAUAGAGCUCUGAUAGCUCUGAUGUUGAAUCCUUUCUGCGUGUUUAAAAAAUUUUUUCUAUAGAAUGAAAUUGUAGAAUGUAAAUAUAGCUUUUGAAAGGACAGUUAUUAAUGUGCUGUUUAGCCAGGUGGUUUUCAGAAUUUGACUAGUGGAAUUAAGCAUGCUUUUUUUUUUUUUAAACAAAUGCUCAAGUAGGGUGGGUGUGAUAUUUUCAAGUUUUUGCAAAACCCUAAACUGUUAUGCUUUUCAGUCCUAAGCAAAACAGAAAAAAAACAUCAGUAUUCCCUUGAUGCUUUUUCCCAAGUAUAGCCCACUAAAGGAGGAAGUUAUAAGGAGACAAAGUCUUCUAUUUCUUUACCAGAAUUUUGGGAAGUAGAGAGAUGUUAGGGAGGAAAAUACCCAUGCAAAUAUGAAAUAUUCAAGAUUUUUUUCCCUUUAGUAUUCUCUGUCCAUUGUUACCACUGAUGAGUUAUACUGGGUGGAAGAUGGGAAGGUUGAAACGUUUGCUAUUUGAUAAAAGCAGCUGAUCUCCCAGAGAGAAUUGUGGUAGCUUUGCAGAAUUCUUUGUAACCCUCUAAAGCCAAGUUGAUCAGUCAUUUUGGUGUACCCUUAGUAAUCUGGCUAUUCAAAAAUGCAACAAGGGUUUUAUAGCAUUUGUAUGUAUACAUGGGGAUAAAAGGAAUGAAGACAUGGCAAGUGUAGAUUAUUUUAGAGUGAGAAACGUUGCUUUAAAUAAUUGUUACUUAGAGCAUUUGAGUCACCUAGUUACCCAAGUAUGAUUGGAGGUCAAUAAUGAAGAGAAAAACAUGUAUAUGUAAAUACAUACUUAUCUGUGGUAGGUAAUGUACCCUGAAGAAUUUUCCAUGAAACUGGUGUUAUGUAAUAUUAAUACAUAUUUAGAUAAUUUGGUACAUGAUUUAGAGACUGUAUGAUCUUUUUUUCUUGUGAUUAUGGGAACAAAAAACUUGUGUUGUUUGAGGGCUACUUCAGUGAGGUAUGUGUACUUAGACAAUGUAGUAUUAUAGUGUUCAAAGUAUGGAGUCAGAUUUAAUGAUUUGAUCAUAUAUGUAAUUAACAUUUUCUCUUUUAAAAUAAUAAAACAGCUAGAGUCAACUUUUUAUAUAGUCUAGUACGUCCCGAGCAUCAGACAUUGGGAUAUUUUUAGUUAAUUGCUUUAUUCCUUGGAGAGCAAAAUUGUUGCACUAAGGGAUGACCCAAUCCAUUCAUGACAAAUACAUACAACAUGGCCAGGUAGGCUCAGAAGGGGAAAUGAGUUCUGUACCAGCCUAGAAAACUGCUUUGUGUGCCCAUCAUGAAAGGCUUGUUUGGAAUAUACUCUUCUAAGUGGCCUGAUAAUCAUUUUGUUCACUCCAGAAAUAGUAUUUUAAAACACGUUAAUUCUUAGAAGGUGUCGGUAAUCCUGAUGUUGCUCUAGAUUGGUAGUGUUAGUUGGUGAAUUGACAUCAUCUUUUUACUGAUAGUGGUAAUGAGGGGUAGAUUGACUUCAUGUAUUAUAACUGCUAACUUUUAAACUCAGAUAUCUAAUUUUAAAACAUGUUGAAACCUUGCUUUCCGUUUACUGGUAUUUGUUUUUUGUCAGGUCUUUUGAAAUGAUCUCGGCAGACGCCAAAUAAGUAUAUUGUAUGUUGGAUAUUUGAAUUUUGCUUAGGCACUUAUGAGAGAAGUUAUAAUGUAAAAUUUUCAUUUUGCCUUCCUUGGGAAUAUUUCAAGUCCUUGCGGUUUGGUUUUAAUUUUUAAAAUUUUUAAAAAUUUUAAGUUUUUGUGGGUAUGAAGUUGGUAUAUAUGUUUAUGGGGUACAUGAGAUGUUUUAUAGGCAUGCAAUGUGAAAUGAUCACAUCAUGGAGAAUGGGGUAUCCAUUCCUUCAAGCAUUUAUUCUCUGUGUUAUAAAAGUUUCAUAUAAACUUUUCAGAAUGAUGCCAGCCCUAUUGCUAUGACGGUUGGCUCCUGGUGCCACUAUUAAUCAUUGGCUGCAUUAAGCAUUGGCCUUGUAUCUUUUUGGCAAACGUUUGAGUCUCUGCAGGUUUGUGAGGUAAUGGGUAAUUGUUGGACUUGCUCGGCAACAGCCCGCUGAGACCCAAUCUGUUGUGUUCCAGGGGGAGCUAUAAUAGUUAUGUUGGGGCCUGUCCUGUGGAAAGGAAGCUUAUUUGCCUUAUUGUCAGCUUUUAUUGUAUUAAAAUACACACUUGGAUGUGGGUGAUGCACAUUUAGAUGUGAGUCUAACUUGUAAGGCUUGCUGUUAUAGACUGAGUAUAUUUCAGAUUUAAUAGAAUCAGUUAUACCUGAUGGUUCUGGCUUGCAGAAAGAAAAGACAAAAAAACAAACAAGCAAAAAAAAACAAUAACUCCAAAUCCAGCCCUGAUAUAGAUAGAAAAUUUAACUUUUUAAAUAUUUAGUUAUCAAAUAAUUUCCAUUUAUUAGGAAAAAUGUGUUUUUUCCAAUGUAUUUUGCCUGCUCAAUCUCUUACGUAGUAUAUGUAUUUGGAAUGAGGGCUGUAAAAGUCAUAAGCAUUCUUGUACUUCAGCUUAUUUAGUAAGUCAGACAAAUGAGUUAUAUAGAUAAAACAAUGACAGAGUAAGUUUUAGACCAGUAACAUGUAUUACAUGCAUUGAGGUACCUAAAGGAAUAUGUAGUAAGGGAAGAAGUCUGGGAAACAUUGAUGAAUGGGGCUAGAAAAGGCGAGGGAAGAGAGGAAUGGAGGUGAGAUGAAUGCAGAGGGGCCAUCUUGCACAUACCGUAGAGGGCUGUAUGGCUUUCCAUAUAGACUAGAGGAGUUAAAAUUUCAUCUGCAGGCCAUAGGGAUUCCGUUGUAGCUGUUAAGGUGUGGCAUGGUGAAAGUAGCAUUGAAACAAAUGAAUAGCAUUUGCAGAGAUGUCCAGUAUGGUUUGUGUGAAAGGCCUAAAUUGGUGGUGUAUACCAGGAAAGAUGGGUUUAUUGGUACAAAGUGACUACCCUCAUAAAGUGACAUUUACUUUGUUCAGUUCUCUUUAGCCCAGAGUUUGAGCCUCUGCUUUAGAUACACAAAUUCAGUCUUGUCAGCGUCUUGUUAAUAGGGCUUAGGAAAGCUGAACCAUUCCCUUCCUGCUCUCCCCCAAGCAAGAAAAACAAAAACCAAAAACCCAACUCCCACAAACAAAUAAUGAGCCUUUAGAGGAGAUGGGAGUGUAUGAAUUAGAAUGCCAAUAAAUAUACACAUCAUUUUGUCUACUGUGUGUGUUCUGCUUGUUGGCCACAUGGCACAUUGUCAGUUGGUGUAUUAUGGGUGUUGAAUCAGAACUGGAAGGUUGGUUAUAAUGAUAAAGCUUAUGAGCAGUUCCUUGUUAUUUCUUGUAUCUGUUAUCUGUUUGUUCCUGGGCUAGGUGCUUCCUCUUGUUCAUGCAGCUUCAACAAAAUGAAUCUAGUCCCUGCCCUUGCCUAUCCACUCAAUAAAGCUAUUCUUGCUAGAAGGGACUAAGUUCCUAAAUUCCUUCUCUAUUUCCUCAUUGCUGGCCACUCUUCAGAUUUACAAAUGUAUAAAAAGUCUUUUAAAUAAUUUCAAUCAUAGUGUCUUUAGUCUCAAUGACCUGGGGGCUGUUUGGUAUUCUUUUAGGUGACUUUGCACAGCUUUGCUUUGAUCCACUUUGUGAUGACUUUUGUAUACUCUUAAAGGUUAAUCUUACAUUUAGAUUUCAUUUUGCCCCUAUGUACUGCAUACAGUUUGAAAUGGACCAAGAUUGCUGGCAGGAAAGUAAACUAGGAAGUCAGCUCAUGGGUUCAGCUUCUGACUGUGAGCUUGCUUUGCUGCUUGUACAGUAUUUCCAUACUUGAGGGGGUUUGGAGUAGAGAGUUUGCUAUAGGAACAAAGACAGGGAUCAAUCUACCAACCUUUGCAAGGAAUAGAUGACAGACACUAAUGAGGACAAAUGUGUUUUAAAGAAAGGAUGGAGUAAGAGGCAACUCUGAAGCCCUAGGGGGAGUCAGUUUUGUGGGAAGAUGAUUAAUUUUUGACAGAGCCACAGUAGAUCAUCCAAGUGGAGAUCAUUAUAGGCCAGUGGUUUGGUUUGGUUUGAUACUGUGACUUCGCCGAUUGAUCAAGGCCAGAAAUGUACAUUUGGGCAAUGUAAUAUGAAAUAAUCGCUGUCUGAUCUCGAUCAAAUCUGUUAUUUUUUCUGAGCAUCUUUAAAACAAGUCUAUAAAAAAGGCAACAAUUCAUGCCAUAAGUUCCUUAGGAUGUUGGUUUCAUGAUUAAUAAUAAAAUAGCUAGCACUAUUGUGGUAUUAUGCUAAGUACUUUUGGAUGUAGUAUCUCAUUUAGUCUUCAAAACAAGACUAAAGGAAUUGGAUUCAUUUGUCCCAGUCAUACCAGAGGGGAAACAGGCUUAGAAAGGCACCUACGGUCACCGUUACCAGGAGUGGUCUUGGAACUUGUGGGUAUCUGGCUGCUACUCUUAACUACUACACUGCAUUUCCCCUCAGAUAAUUUAUAUAAAAGCAAUCUAAAAAGCAUAUGGCUUAAAAAAAAAAACCCUGAAAUAAGCAGAGUAGAGUGAGGCCUCCAAUGAGAAGAUGGUGGGCUGAACUGAGUUUUGGAAUGAUACCCAUAGAAUGAAGAAUAGAAAGGAAGAAGACUGUUCUUAGGAGAAUAAAGAGAAUUAAGGGAAGAAUGGCUUUGAAUCCAAAUAAAAGUAUAUUAAAGAGGAGAUUUAAUGUUAAACAUCAGCUGAGGAUAUAAGGAGAGGGUAGGAACCAAAAAUUCUAGAAGCUAACCUUUUUUUUAUUCUCAGGUAUCAGUUCCUCAGAGAAGGCUCUAAGAUUAGUUGGGACAGGGUAGUCUAAGAUCUGUGACUACCCAGUGUUUAGGAUAACACCUAGUGCGUCGUAUGUGCUUGGCAUUUUUUAAGUAAGGGAAUUAUGUUAGUAGACAUUUGGGAGAUAAAUUGAGUAAGACAACGGUCGGUCCUUGCGCUCAAAGAGCUCUUGGUGCAGUCAGGGAAUUUGAUUGUUAAAGCAUAAAUAAAUUACUGUGUGCUGGUGAAUAGCUCUCGUGGUUGAUAUGGUGCUUUGGCUUGUGCUCCUCCUUAUUUCUGUCAUAGAAUGUCUUAUGACAUGCCAUUCUACGACAGAGUUGCUUAGUUUUGGGAACCUCUUGCAGCUGGAAGGCUUAGCCGUGCCACACCUCUUCCUUGGCCGGGAUACAAGACCCCUUAUAAUGAACACCCCUCUUUCCCCGCAGCUCUGCCACAAUCUCAACCAUAAACCCAACACACGAGUGACAUCAAAUGACUCAUUUACUUCUUCAGCAUGCCAUAUUGUUUCAUGGCACAUGGGCUUUUGUAUAUUUGUUCCUCCCUCUGCCUGUUUUCUCUUCUCCUCACCUGUCAACCUUCUGCUGAUCUUCAGAGUUUAGUUAAAAAAAAAAAAAAAAGUGUUCAUUCUGCUGAGUUUUUGGCCUGCCCUCGCCCUUACAGCAUUUGGCUUCUCCUUCCUCUGUGAUUCUGCCUCUGUUGUAGACCUAGAGCUCUGUAAAAUUAUGUGUUUCCAUGUCCAUCUUUCAUAGUGACUGCAGGGCUUUGUCCACUUUCCUCCUUUUUUUUUUUUUCCAGUGUUCAGCCUAAUGCCUGAGUCAUAGGGGCAGUAUCCAAUACACAGAUCCUGAAUGAGUGAAAUAAUAAUGGCUGACUGUCUCUCAGAAAAUGACAGUUUUCUCC